Messenger RNA from Molossus molossus (Pallas's mastiff bat), 2659 nucleotides. RefSeq names its product CBFA2/RUNX1 partner transcriptional co-repressor 3 (gene CBFA2T3). The record is from RefSeq and is a predicted model, not a curated record. Gene Ontology annotation, molecular function: transcription corepressor activity. The transcript has 13 exons. Gene Ontology annotation, cellular component: nucleus. Gene Ontology annotation, biological process: DNA-templated transcription; negative regulation of DNA-templated transcription. Lineage: Eukaryota; Metazoa; Chordata; Mammalia; Chiroptera; Molossidae. The coding region runs from base 560 to 2404 and encodes 614 amino acids.
CCAUUGUCUGGAUGGACCACCAUUUGUUUAUCACUUCACCUUUCGAAGGACUUUUCAGUUUCUUCCAAGUUUGGUCAAUCAACACCCGUGUGCAGAUUUGUGUGUAAACAUCAGUUUUCAACUCUUUGGAUAAAAACCAAGCAACGUGAUUGCUGAAUCAGAUGGUGGGAACAUGUUUCAUUUUGAAAGAAACUGCCAAACCGUCUUCCAAAGUGGCUGCACUGUUUUGUAUCCCACCAGCAGGGAAUGCAAGUUCCUGUUUCUCCGCAUCCUCAACAGCCUCUGGUGUUAUUAGUGUUCUGGAUUUUGGCGAUUCUGAAAGGACACGUGGCGAACCUCCGUGUCAAAACAUUUCCCACAGCUUGGCCUGGUGACCACUGCCACGCGGGAGGAGGUGGAGGGAUGGCCGCUUGUCUCCUGAAACCUGCACUUCGUGGCGUCGGUCAGAAGAUGGAGAGGUCUGUCCAGCUUGGCAUCGCGGAGGGAUUCUUUAUCUCUUUUAGGAGCCAGAGUAACCCUGAUCUGCUCCUCACUGCUCAGCACUGAGCCUGUCACUCUGAUGGAACCCACGCGCGCCAGCUUCCAGAAGCUGGGUUCCGUUGCAGGGGACAGGAAGGAGAAGAAGGCUGCAGCGAUGCCUGACUCCCCCGCGGAGGUGAAGACACAGCCCCGGUCCACGCCCCCCAGCAUGCCACCCCCUCCACCCUCUGCGUCCCAGGGCACCACACGGCACUCCUCCUUCACGCCCCACACAAAUCGAGAGGACGGGCCUGCGAUGUCUCUGCCCCACGGCCGUUUUCAUGGCUGCUUAAAAUGGUCUAUGGUCUGUCUUUUAAUGAACGGCAGCAGCCACUCGCCAACGGCCAUCAACGGCACCCCAUCCACGCCCAAUGGCUUCAGCAACGGCCCGGCCACCUCGUCCACGGCCUCACUGUCCACACAGCACCUGCCCCCCGCCUGCGGGGCCCGGCAGCUCAGCAAACUCAAGCGCUUCCUCACCACCCUGCAGCAGUUCGGCAGCGACAUCUCCCCGGAGAUCGGGGAGCGCGUCCGCACGCUUGUGCUGGGGCUUGUGAACUCGACACUGACCAUUGAGGAGUUUCAUUCCAAGCUCCAGGAAGCCACCAACUUCCCACUGCGUCCAUUCGUCAUCCCUUUCCUGAAGGCAAACCUGCCCUUGCUGCAGCGGGAACUCCUGCACUGCGCCCGCCUGGCCAAGCAGACCCCUGCCCAGUACCUGGCCCAGCACGAGCAGCUCCUGCUGGAUGCCAACGCCUCUUCCCCCAUUGACUCCUCGGAGCUCCUGCUGGAAGUCAAUGAGAACGGCAAGAGGGGGACACCCGACAGGACCAAAGAGAAUGGGUCAGACCGCGACCCGCUGCACCCUGACCCCCUCAGCAAACGGCCGUGCACCCUGAGCCCCGCCCAGCGCUACAGCCCCAGCAACGGGCUGCCCCACCCCACGCCGCCACACUACCGCCUGGAGGACAUGGCUUUGGCCCACCACUCCCGUGACCCCUACCGCCACCCUGACCCCCGGGAGCUUCGGGAGCGCCAUCGGCAACUCAUGGUCCACGCGUCACGGCCAGAGGAAGUGAUCGACCACAGGCUCACAGAGCGCGAGUGGGCUGAGGAGUGGAAGCACCUCAACAACCUCCUGAACUGCAUCAUGGACAUGGCCGAGAAGACACGGCGGUCACUCACCGUGCUGCGCCGGUGCCAGGAGGCGGACCGCGAGGAGCUCAACCACUGGGUGCGGCGCUACAGCGAUACUGAGGACACCAAGAAGGGCCCCUCGACCACCGCCACCCGGCCCCUCGGCAGCUCGACAGGAGCAGAGGGGUCUCAGCUCGACGUGCACCGGGAGUUCAUGCCCAGGACCCUCUCCAGUUACAUGCCCGAGGAGAUCUGGAGGAAGGCUGAGGAGGCGGUGAACGAGGUCAAGCGGCAGGCGAUGUCUGAGCUGCAGAAGGCGGUGUCAGACGCCGAGCGGAAGGCCCAUGAACUCAUCAGCACAGAGCGUGCCAAGAUGGAGCGGGCCCUGGCCGAGGCCAGGCGGCAGGCCUCGGAGGAUGCCCUCACUGUCAUCAACCAGCAGGAAGACUCCAGUGAGAGCUGCUGGAACUGUGGGCGCAAGGCCAGCGAGACGUGCAGCGGCUGCAAUGCAGCCCGCUACUGCGGCUCCUUCUGCCAGCACAAGGACUGGGAGAAGCACCACCACGUGUGCGGUCAGAGCCUGCAGGGCCCCUCGGCCGUGGUGGCCGACCCGGUCCCCGGACAGCCCGACGCCACCACCAGCCUGGGCCCCUGCCUGCCCACAGGUGCCGCGAGCCCCAGCGAAGCUGGCUCCACGGGGCCCUCUCGCCCUGGCUCCCCUGGCCCGCUGGACGCCGCGCCCCGCUGACCCCUGCCAGACCCGCUGCUCGGCCCACGGACAUGCGCCCACCAACCCCGCCCAGCCCCAGCCGCCGCCGGAGGCUUCCCCCGGCCCUGGGAGCCUGACCAUUGGAGUCACUGCUGCUACUGCUUCUCUCCAAAAGAAAACACAGAACCAACAGAAACUGCAUUCAACGCAACUUCCUCAGCUACCUGACGGUCUCACGCGACAACCUCUUCUUCAAGCAUCCUCAGAACCUCCCACCGAGCUUUAGACAACGGC